Molecule: messenger RNA, 525 nt
Organism: Striga hermonthica
Lineage: Eukaryota; Viridiplantae; Streptophyta; Magnoliopsida; Lamiales; Orobanchaceae
Source: the annotation of a GenBank genome assembly
AUGGCACUUUCUUUCACUAGAUGGUUAUGGUUGGGAGGGAGGGAAAAGGAGAAAGUCUCGAAUGGGUCCGUAAUGAGUUCGAUAAAUUCUAAAGGCGAUUGGGGGGUAGGAUUAAGGGGCGAGCCUGAGAGUUUGAAGUUCUUUCCUGUGAAGAGCCCGGCCAGUAGAGUCAAGAGGAAAUGGAAAAGUAGGGAAGAGAGAGGGAGGAGGGUGGAUAAAGAGUAUGAUGUGGUUUUAGUGCCUUCGGACGGUGUUUGUCUAUCGGGGUCUGAAUCGGAGGACUCGGAUUGGUCCAUCGGGUGGCUCGAGCCGCAUGCCCCCAAUUUCCAGAGCGAUGAUGAGGAAGACGAUAGCUUUGCUGUGUUGGUACCUUGCUAUAGGCAUGACUGUAGAGAAGUAAAUGAGGUUGAUGAGGAGAACAUGGGUAAUCCAUUCUUGAAUGCCGUGAAGAAUUUUCCGGUCGGUUAUUCGGCUGAUGGCACAAAGUAUAUGGAGCAGUGGCUUUCUUCUCUCCAGAAUUUUUGA